This is a messenger RNA of Gigantopelta aegis, 3335 nucleotides long. RefSeq names its product pre-mRNA-splicing factor SLU7-like. The record is from RefSeq and is a predicted model, not a curated record. Gene Ontology annotation, molecular function: pre-mRNA 3'-splice site binding. The transcript is spliced from 15 exons. Bases 168 to 1895 code for a protein of 575 amino acids. Gene Ontology annotation, cellular component: spliceosomal complex. Gene Ontology annotation, biological process: mRNA splicing, via spliceosome. NCBI's taxonomy places the organism in Eukaryota, Metazoa, Mollusca, Gastropoda, Neomphalida, Peltospiridae.
CCGGUUUUAACUAACAAACUACAGAACGUAAUGAAAACAUUUCAGGAGUUGAUUUUCUUACGAUAAUUUCGACGGUGACAGAUAUUACCAUAGACUAAUAACCGUUCCUGAAUAUUUAGUAAAGUUUUAAAAAUACAUCAAUUGAGGAAUAGUAGAAAGCUAAAGUUAUGACGUUUCAACUAAACCUGCCGCCAUCGGCGGUUGCGAAGCUGGUGAAGUCUGAGGAAUGCGCGGACGAGCCGAAGAAGCAGUCUCGUGAAGACUGGCGCAAGAUGAAGGAACUAGAGGAGAUGAGGAAAGCUGGCACAGCAGAGGCCAUGAAAGAUGAAGAAGGAAAAGAUAUCAAUCCUCACAUUCCUCAGUAUAUUAUGCAGGCUCCGUGGUAUUACGGAGCCACAACACCAACACUUGGACAUCAGAGACCACUAAGCCAGAACGACGCAUAUGCUAAAUAUGAACAGAUGUACAAGAAAGGUGUCAAAGAGGGUUUGACUGCUACCAAAUUCAGAAAGGGAGCCUGUGAGAAUUGUGGGUCCAUGACGCACAAGAAAAAAGACUGUUUGGAAAGACCUCGUAAGGUUGGAGCCCGGUUUACUGGAGAUAACAUAGCACCUGACGAGUACAUCCCACCAGAGGCUACGAGCGAUUAUGACGGCAAGCGAGACCGGUGGAAUAACUGUGACUUGGAGGAACACCAGACAAAGCUCUUCACGGAAUACGAGAAAAUAGAAGAAGCCAAGCGAGUGUUAAAGGAGGUCAAACUUGAACAGUCACUGUUGGAAGGAACUGCUGAUGAUGAGAAAGCGGCAGACAGUGAUAAUGAAGACAAGUAUGCGGAGGAGAUGGACAUGCCCGGUCAGAAGUUUGAGACAAAACAGAGAAUCACAGUCAGAAAUCUACGUAUUCGAGAAGACACGGCGAAGUAUCUUUACAACCUGGAUUUAAACUCGGCCUUCUAUGAUCCCAAAACGAGAUCCAUGCGUGAGAACCCAUUUAAUAAAAAGGGCGACGGAAUGGAUGCGGAGUAUGGAGGUGACAACUUUGUCCGGGGUUCCGGGGAUGCAGCAGAUAUGGCCAGCGAACAAUUGUUUGCAUGGCAGGCAUUUGAGCGGGGCACUGAUGUGCACCUGCAGGCUGAUCCCACCAAACUGGAACUCCUUCACAGAGAGUACCACGACCGGAAAGAAGAUUUCAAACAAUCUGUUAAAGGAAGCAUUCUUCAGAAAUAUGGAGGUCAGGAACAUCUCGAAACGCCGCCUAAAGAGCUGCUCUUAGCCCAGACAGAAGAUUAUGUAGAGUACUCGAGACAUGGUUCCGUAAUCAAGGGAAUGGAAAGAGCAAAGGUUCUUUCACACUAUGAAGAAGAUAUUUAUCCCAACAACCAUACAUGUGUGUGGGGAUCCUACUGGAAGGAUGGUCUGUGGGGCUUCCAGUGUUGCCAUUCUCUCAUCAAGGGCUCGUACUGUACAGGGGAUGCUGGCAAACAAACACAAGAGGUAGAUGACGAUGUGUUGGCCAUUGAUCUGGGGAGAGAAUCCGAGAAAGAAGAGAAACAGUCUUCAGAAGAAGAGGUACAAGAAAGUCAAACCGAGAAGAAGAAGAAGAAAAAGAAGAAGAAGAGGAAGAAGAGGAAGCACAAGAAGCGAGUAAGCUCCAGUGAAAGCAGUGACUCGGAAAGUGACUCGGAGGAAGCUAAGCAAAAGAAACUCAAAAAGGCACUGGAGAAGGAGGCUGCCUAUCAGAAGGAGAUGGACAAAGUGCUGGCGACAGACGAGAGAAAACGUAAAUACAACAGCAUGUACGAAGCCCGGGCCCCGACCGAGGAGGAGAUGGAGGCGUACCGCAUGAAACGCAGCAGGAUGGAGGACCCAAUGGUUGACUUCCUGUCAAAAUAAACAAUAAACAAUACACGUCCGCUGGUUUAUAUCAAACAGCAUAAUACCAGUACCACACAGUCCUGGCAUUUAAGAAAAUGGACAUCGCAAAAGAAAUAAGCAGUGAUAAAAUAGGUCUCCUUGGCAGUUUUGUCUUUAAUAUUUAAGAGUGGAGUUUUAUUUGUCAAUGGUUAUAAUAAAUAAACAAUUAAUUUAAAAAAGUGACAUAUAAAAUUGAAAGAUAUACAGCAAAAUAAAUGCUAGGGAAAAUUAAAAACACUGCUUUAAUUUCUACAGCAUUGCCGAUUGCCAUGAUUAAUUAGCAGGGUUGCCAUGGUAAAACAGUGAAACAACAUGUCUGCUGGUUGAAGCAUCUUAAAAUCAUCUGAUAAAGAAACAAUGUGUGCUGCAUGGCCAGAACCACAAAUGCACUGGGGUGGCCAGGGGGAGGGUUACUUGUGCCUCUCCCCCCACUUGAAGACAAAAAUGUUUGGGGUCUUUUGUUACCUACUCUAUAUAAAUAAAGAUAAAAACUUGGCUUGUGUCCCCAACUAGAAACUGCCACCCACCCCCCUCUACUAGAGACUGCCCCCCUCUCCAGAUAUCAUACCUAUGGGACAGAAAUGUGAUUUUAAAAGAUGGCCCUUGGUUCCAUGCACCAAACUGAAGACUUGGAACAAAGUCCUCACACUGACUACGUGCUACUUGUAUGGGUGAAAUUAUGUUAAAGCUGUCCGUCGUGAAUUUUAAAGUUUUAUCAAUAUUGAAACUGGCCUAUUUAAUAUAAACUAUAUUGAACAACAAAGAAAAUACGAAUAUUAUUUUAUUUAACAUUCUUCCAUUUGAUUUCCAUUAAUUUUUCUGUAUAUUAAAAUUUCCAAAUUAAUGACUUGUGAACAUUUUAGGCCCAUUUUCACAGUUAUUUACUCAGUUAAUUUUAAUUAUGAAAAAAUAUACAUGGCAUUGUAUAUAUUAAAGAUUUGUGUUUCUUUUGGUGUACAAGUAUAUGUUAAAGCAAUGUUUUGAUUUAAGUUUGAUCACCACCUAUAUUUAAUGUCGGGGUCCAAAACCAUAACAACAUGUUUUGAUAGACUGAUUAUGGAAAUUAAUAUUCUGCCCUACUGACUAUUACUUAAGAAACCAAUGUACGGUGUUAAUGUGAGGAAACCAAUGUACAGUGUUAAUAUGAGGAAACCAAUGUAUGGUGUUAAUGUGAGGAAACUAAUGUACAAGACAUCAUCAAGUAGUAGUGUGACUUUAUUAGAUGUUUGAGAUUCAUGGGACAUCUGCUAUAUUGUACAAAUCACAGUAACGAAAACCCUUGAGGAAUAAAAUAUGUAAAGUGUUUUGAUGUCUCGUAUCUUUGUUAAUGAACUGAAACACUUGUAUAUUUUUAAUUACUCUUGUUUUGUAUAUUUGUAUAAUAUGUAAAAAAAAAUGUAAAUAAAUAUGGUAAUAGCU